ACUCACUCAGAAAAGGCCAACCUCUGUCCACUCUCCAUGGCCAGCAUCUCUCUCUCUCUCUCUCUCUCUCUCUCUCAUGUGAUUGUCUCUGUUCACACUGCACAAACACGACACUUCCCAAAGUAAAUCCGAAGAUCCCCAAAUUCAAUUCUCUCUCUCUCUCUCUCUCUCUCUCUCAGUUCAUAGUUGAAACUGUCGGUAACUGAAGGGAAAGCUGAAGGACCGAAAAAGGGAGAGACUUUGCAGAGAGAGAUUGUAAUCCAAUGCCCUCCGGCCGGCCACUUUUUUUGCUCUUCUAUAGCUCUCUCUGCUUGUUUGCUGUUGUUGCUUUAGCUGAAGACCCAUUUGUGUUCUAUGAUUGGACUGUCUCCUACACCACUGCCUCUCCACUUGGUGUUAAGCAACAGGUGAUUGGAAUUGACGGACAAUUCCCUGGACCCAUUCUCAGUGCCACCACAAACUGGAAUGUUGUUGUAAAUGUCAAGAAUAAUCUCGAUGAGCCAUUCCUUAUCACAUGGAAUGGCAUACAGCAUAGGAAAAAUGCGUGGCAGGAUGGUGUCUUAGGGACUAAUUGUCCUAUCCCUUCUGGUUGGAAUUGGACAUAUCAAUUUCAGGUUAAAGAUCAGAUAGGGAGUUUCUUUUAUUUUCCCUCACUAAACUUCCAAAGAGCUGCGGGUGGGUAUGGAGGAAUCAUCGUAAACAACAGAGACGUCAUAGCAGUACCCUUUGGAACUCCAGAUGGAGAUAUCACACUCCUUAUUAGUGACUGGUACAUAAAGAGUCAUAAGGAAUUAAGGAAAGAUGUUGAAAAAGGAAUUGACCUUGGAGCCCCUGAUGGUAUCCUCUUUAAUGGGCUAGGUCCUUAUCGCUAUGAUGCAGCACUGGUUCGUGAUGGUAUUGCAAUGUUGAUUGUUUUAUGUAAACCAGGUAAAACAUACCGCCUCCGGGUACACAAUGUUGGCAUCUCUACAAGUUUGAAUUUCAGAAUCCAGAAUCAUAACUUGCUUCUGGUAGAGACUGAAGGGUCAUACACAGUUCAGCAGAACUAUGCAAACAUGGAUAUUCAUGUGGGUCAGUCAUACUCAUUCUUGGUCACCAUGGAUCAAAAUGCUAGCAGUGAUUAUUACAUUGUUGCAAGUUCACGGUUUGUAAAUUCAUCUGCUUGGGCUAGAGCUACAGGAGUUGCAAUCUUGCACUACUCCAAUUCUCAGGGGCCUGUUUCAGGUCCUCUUCCAGAUCCCCCUAAUGAAUACGACUCAUUUUUCUCAAUGAAUCAAGCAAGAUCCAUAAGAUGGAAUGUUUCUGCUGGUGCUGCUCGUCCAAAUCCACAGGGAUCUUUCAAAUAUGGAGAUAUUACUGUGACUGAAGUGUUUGUGAUCCACAAUAGACCUGCAGAACUUAUCGAUGGAAAAUGGCGAACUACGCUUAAUGGAAUUUCGUAUUUAGCAUCAGCAACACCUUUGAUGCUUGCUCAGCAAUUUGACAUUCCUGGGGUUUACAAGCUUGAUUUCCCAAAUACACCGAUGAACAGACCUGCAAAAGUUGACGCAUCUAUAAUUAACGGAACUUACAAAGGUUUCAUUGAAAUCAUACUCCAAAACAAUGAUACUUCUGUUCAGAGCUACCAUAUGGAUGGCUAUGCAUUUUUUGUUGUGGGCAUGGAUUACGGAGUGUGGACAGGGAACAGCAGAAGUACUUACAACAAAUGGGAUGGGGUUGCUCGCUCCACUACUCAGGUAUUUCCUGGUGCUUGGACUGCCAUUUUAGUCUACCUUGACAACGCUGGCAUUUGGAACCUCCGUGCAGAGAACCUGAACACAUGGUACCUGGGCCAAGAAGUUUACGUGAGCGUGGUGAAUCCAGAGAUCACAGAAAAAACCGAGCUUCCCUUGCCUGAUAACACCAUCUACUGUGGCGUACUCUCUGCCUUACAGAAGGACCAGGCUCAGAGAGUUAAGUUCUCUGGUGCACCGGCUGUUGCUAAAACAACUGGAACAGUUCUGGUUGCACUUUUUGUAGCUGUGAUUGGAGGUUUCACCAGGUAGUUAAUUUGCAGAAAUAUAUGGGCAUUAUAAAUCAAUAAAAUCGGCGUUAUUUGUUCCUGUGAAAGGUGACAGCAAGGGGAGUGUAUAGAUGAUGUUAGAUUGAUCAUGUAUCAUUAUGUAAUUUUAUGGUUUAUUUCAUGAUAUUGAAGUACUAAAUAGUCUGCACAAUAGGAGAUGAACAAGGUGAGUUGUUGAAUUGUACAAGAGUAAGACUGCCAAAAAAAAAAAAGGAGAGAGAAGAAGAAGAAGAAGAAAAAUCUUGUGGCAUGCCACAUUUUGGUUUUUUUGUUGUUUUGGUUUUAAGGCUAAAAAUUCAAAAACAAAUUGGACAUGUUUGGUUGGCCACAAAGCCGGCUUUUGAGCUUUUGUAAUUUUAUUUGAUACCAAAUGGGUCACUCGUAGAAUAACCAAGCUUCAAAGUUCCUGUUGA
This is a messenger RNA of Camellia sinensis, 2475 nucleotides long. Lineage: Eukaryota; Viridiplantae; Streptophyta; Magnoliopsida; Ericales; Theaceae. The record is from RefSeq and is a predicted model, not a curated record.